CUUAUGCCAAGCGUCGAUCCAGAUUCUCUGCUCCUCAUUUCCACAGCUCUUUACUGUUACUAAGGAUGUCUGUCUGCGUUGUGUCUGGUGAAGCUCACUAUUUUUAAAUUCUAGCCUUGGAUUUUGAUCCGAUGGCGGAAAAAUGUAUCUUUGAUGGCAAAUUUGCAAAUGACGCGAUUAAUUUUUAUGAACGUUCCGGACCCGCUAGCAUUUGAACAACUGAAACCAAGUAUUCCACUUUGUUCGAUACAUCGAUACUUAUCGCGAAGCGUUUUUUUUUUGUUUUAUACAAGAUAUAGCGCCUUAAAAAAUAAUUCGCUAAAUUUUCUUGCGGUUUUUUUUAUCAUCGCCAAACAAUUAUCGCGGCGCUUAUUUUUUUCUAAUAAACUGACGUCAGCUUUGAAAAAUAAAUCGAACCACUUCUUCGCGGUUUCUAUUUUGUUCAUCGCCAACUAAUUCUCGCAGUGCGUAUUUUUGUAAAAUUGUAAAAAGCUAAUAACUGUUCGUCAUAAAUAAUCGCGUCGAAUAACAUAUUUGACAGGGAAACAUCCGAGUAAUGAGAUUAAAAAACCGCAGAUACGAAUGUUUGUUCGGUGAACGCGUUGCCGAGUUGAAUGAGUCUUGAGUUUACUGUGAAAACAGUCUUCACGACUCGCCGCCGCGUCUAGUCAGAUGGCGCGAGCGCUCGAGACUCUGUAUCGACAUUGCAACGGGGUCAAGAGUCCCACAAGGGUUGACCGUCUCUACAGAGGGCGCGAGCUCGCCAGACUUUGUAUCGACAUUGGAACGGGGUCAAGAGUCCCAUAAGGGUUGACUGUCUUUACAAUCUUCAGUCAACGGUCAACGAUAACAACUUGCUUGCUGCGCUUGGCGCGAAAGCGUUUGUCUUGAUGCCGCAAUUGUUAGCAACUGACGACAUUGAACAUUGACUAUAAGAUUCUUCACUGAGGAACAUCGAUUCCGUACGAUUCAAACGCAUAAUUAAGACAUUAAUUUGUGGAAGAAUCAUGGCAGAGUCGAAUAAAAAUGAUAAUCUUCAAUCGGAUGUAAAGACUCGAAUCAAUGUUAAAAUUGAGAAGAUGAAAAGGCUCGAAGAACGCCUUCGCGAAGUGGAGCAUGAUUCGAGACUGAAGAAGAAUUUGUCGGUGAUCGAUGGGCUGCAAAUCAAGUAUUCGCAAAAAUUGGAAUCCUUAGAUAACGCGGAAAAGAACCACGCCACCGAAGCUCUGAACGAGAGAAUUCGCGGCGAAAAUGAAAGGGAAACGAGGAAAAAAAUAAUAUCCCGCAAGGAAAAAAGUCAGGAACUCCGCAGAAAAAAUUUAGAAGCGUUUGAAAAUCAACUGGCCGAGAUAACACCGAUGUUCUGGAGAGCUUUGACCGAUUAUAGCAAGGAAAACCAGCAAAAACUAAUCGAAGAGAGAAAAUUGGAACAGCAGAAAAACUUGAAUGAAGUUGAAAAUGUCGACCGAGAAAUGGCGGCUCUCUUGUCCACGUUUAAUCAGAUCACCCGAUACGGGCUGUCAGAGGCUAAGGAUCUAAAGCAGUUCACCGCUAUCUGGACGAAAUCAAACGAUGCCAGAAAUCUGGCUAUUGCCGAAGUCGAACAUUCGAACGAAGAGUUGCAGCAAAAAGUCAAGCAAGCUGAAAGAAAAGUGGCAAACCUUCAAAAAUCGAUACAAUAAUCCUCAAUAUAUAAAUUAAAUAUUUAAUAACUUGUAUUGAAUAAUUUUCGCGCUGGCUAUAUGGUAUACAGUAAAUGUAAUAAAUAUGAUUUGUAAGAAAAACUAUAUAUGUAAUAUGAUUAAUUGAUAUCUGAUAACAAUUGGGUGAUUCAUAUUUUUUCAAUUGUAUAUAACAAUUUAACGCGUUACAUCAGUGAAAGAAAAAAAAAGACUCGAAAUAAAUAAUACAUCGUAAUAAUUCAUACCUGUUUUCCGCGUGCCGGUUGCAGCCGUCUCUAUAUAAGUAUACAUUCAAGACUCGGAAUACCAGACGAUGAUGCGACCGCGACGUCCUUAUCGCUGCAUCAUACAUCCUGGGGGAUACCGCAGCUUCCGUCGGUAGCCUCUCCCAUUUCGAAUAUAUUCACAGUUG
This is a messenger RNA of Athalia rosae (coleseed sawfly), 2094 nucleotides long. RefSeq lists its product as uncharacterized. Lineage: Eukaryota; Metazoa; Arthropoda; Insecta; Hymenoptera; Athaliidae. The record is from RefSeq and is a predicted model, not a curated record. The coding region runs from base 1008 to 1682 and encodes 224 amino acids. The transcript has 5 exons.